Messenger RNA from Hermetia illucens (black soldier fly), 711 nucleotides. RefSeq names its product collagen alpha-1(X) chain-like. The coding region runs from base 131 to 652 and encodes 173 amino acids. The transcript has 2 exons. The record is from RefSeq and is a predicted model, not a curated record. NCBI's taxonomy places the organism in Eukaryota, Metazoa, Arthropoda, Insecta, Diptera, Stratiomyidae.
UAGUAAGAAGUUUGACGGUUUUUGCCAAGUAUAAAAGGUUGAAGGUGGUCGGGAGAAAGGCAGAACUAACCAUUCUUUCAAAGUGAUUAGUAGCGAAGUCAACAGGAAUCCUGAUACUAGCGAGGCCAGUAUGAAGUACACGAUAUCCCUAUUUAUUUUAUCUGCUGUGCUGGCGUCGACACACGCUAUUUCACCGGAUAUUCUGUCACAUAUCACGGACACCGACUCAAUUACACCUUACGCAGGAUGUCAGUGCUACCCAGGACCACCAGGUCCACCAGGUCCUCCAGGAACACCUGGUGAUCAAGGUCACCCAGGAUCCCCUGGACGUGAAGGUGAACCAGGGGAACCAGGACCUCGAGGACCAGAUGGACCACCAGGAUUUGCUGGUGCUCCAGGCAAGGAUGGAAAACCAGGACCACCAGGUCCACGAGGCAGCACAGGUCAACCCGGUCAUCCAGGACCAAUUGGACCACCAGGCCAAGAAGGCAAGACAGGACCACAAGGACCACAAGGUCUCCCCGGUCCACGUGGAGAGCCAGGACAGCCAGGAUUACCAGGACCAAUAGGCCCAAGAGGUCCUCGUGGACCGCGUGGAGAUCGCGGUGAACCCGGCCCAAUAGGACCACCAGGACCACGAGGAGACGCUUAACUAAUUUAUUUAUUAUUUAUUUAUUUAUUAAAUUUAAAUAAAGUAUUUAUUAUUUAUAA